Messenger RNA from Alosa alosa (allis shad), 2202 nucleotides. It is a transcript of the gene golga7bb, whose product is annotated as golgin A7 family, member Bb. The record is from RefSeq and is a predicted model, not a curated record. Gene Ontology annotation, cellular component: palmitoyltransferase complex. Gene Ontology annotation, biological process: protein targeting to membrane; peptidyl-L-cysteine S-palmitoylation. Bases 234 to 719 code for a protein of 161 amino acids. NCBI's taxonomy places the organism in Eukaryota, Metazoa, Chordata, Actinopteri, Clupeiformes, Clupeidae. The transcript has 5 exons.
GAUCACGCGCACCGUUCUGCCCCCACCCCCCACCGCACCCCCGGAGGACUAGGACUCGCGUGAAUCUCCCCCUCCUCUCCUCUACCUUUCGCCACGCACACCAUGCUUAGAGCCCAUUUACUGCCGUCUUUGCACGAGCCGCACACCUCGGUCCCGCCCCACACCGGCCCACGCGGUCCCCUCAGAGGAGACGGCUUCAGCACCGGGACAGCUCCUUCUCGUCUGACGACAACAUGGCGUCCGAGUUCCACAACCUUCAGGAACUGUGUCCCAGUGCGUCUCUGGCCACUAAAGUUUUCAUCCAGAGGGACUACAGUGACGGAACCAGCUGCAAGUUCCAGACCAAGUUUCCCUCGGAACUAGAGAGCAGGAUAGAACGCUCCCUGUUGGAAGAAACGGUUAAGACACUGAACAGCUUCUACAGGGAGGCGGAGCGAAUAAGUAGCCACGCCUACUUGGAGAGCUGCCUCGCCUGUGCCACCGCCUACAUCAUCUACCUCUGUCUGGACACACGCUACGAGAAGGUGCUGAAGAAGAUCUCUGGCUACAUCCAGGAACAGAAUGAGAAGAUCUACGCCCCCCGUGGCCUUCUCAUUACAGACCCCGUUGAGAGAGGCAUGAGAGUGAUUGAGAUCUGUGUGUUUGAGGACCGUUGUUCCAGCGGGAGCUCGAGCAGCUGCAGUGGCAGUGGCAGUCCUGCAGGGGGCAGCGUGCGGUGACUGGAGGAGCAGCGCCGGGACGUCGGCUACGGGGGGGCGGGGCCAGCCAGCAUCCGCAUGCUGAAGCACGAGAGCACACGAUUCUGAACACCACACACACACACACACCAUUCUGAACACACACACACACAUGAUUCUGAACACCACACACACAUACCAUUCUGACCACACACACACACACACACACACACACACACAUGAUUCUGAACACCACACACACGCCAUUCUGACCACACACACCAUUCUGAACACUACACACACACACAUGAGAAACACCUCAUCACAUCUAACAAAUAGACACACCUCAUAUGACACCCUGACACACACACACACACAUCUCUGUGACUACUGUAGUGCUCUUCUGUGUUCCAGGGCCCCAUAUUUCACCUGUCCAUUACGCAUCCUGGUGCUGCUGACAUUAACUUCUCAACACACACACACAAACACUGUACAGUGCGGUGUGUGUGUGUGUUUGUUGCCGUAAAACUUUGUGAUCACAUGAAACAGUCAACACUGUGUGUUGACUAGAUUCUGUGUUUGACACAAGAGUGUGUGUUCAUCUGAGAGUGUGUUGUCUGUGUUUACAUACGACUGUGUAUGUGUGUUUACAUACGCUGUGAUGCGAGACAGUAUCCUACCCUGGACUGUGAUAUUUAUACUGUAUUCAGACUGAUGUCGCAUGUAAAGGUCUGUUAGUGAGUGUGUGAGCCGAUAAAAUAUGUCUUGAAUCUGAGUGGCCUGUGGGGUAAAGGCACAACAUACUGCCAACAGUUUGUCUAGGCCAGGUAUGUAUGUGUGUGUGUGUGUGUGUGUGUGUAUAAAUGCAUGUGAAUGUGCUUGUCUAUGGUCAGUUGGAGGAUGACCAGAAAGUCACUCGGUAUUAUACAAAAGCUAUAUUUAUUUGAUUAUGUGUGUGUAUGUGUCCUUGGGGAGGGGCAAAGGCCGAGACUGAAGUGCAGUGAAGUUUUUUGAAGUCUGGCAAACACACACACACACAUACAAACACAUAAACAUACACACACACAAACAGAAAGAGAGUUUUAGAAUGCUCAGAGGGAUGCAAGCUCCAUGGCAACUCUUUGUAAGGACCGUUUACAUGCCAGACUUUUCUAAAUCUGAUAUCUUUCCUAAAUAUGUAUUCUACGCUCUAUUUAUCUAUUUAUACAAAUGUAUUUUAAACUAUUUAUUUAUGUAAUCUCUUUAUAUCUUAAAUAUGCUGCCUGUAUCUGCAUCGUUGGGUGGAAGGGAUGUCAUGUCUUCCUGUGUGUGUGUGUGUGUGUGUGGGUGAGGUGCAGCCUCCUUAGAUUGCAUGGGAUUCUGACACUGCAACCACACACACACACACGUCUGAUAUCAUUAUGUGUUCACUGAAAUCUUCAGAUAAUCUUCCUCUCUGAGGUCAUUUCCUGUUCUCUGAGGUCAUUUCCUGUUCUAGCGUCAUUGUGGUGCUGCAGAGAUGAAAAGUAAAGAUGGACUGAAACAG